Molecule: messenger RNA, 1677 nt
Organism: Suillus plorans
Lineage: Eukaryota; Fungi; Basidiomycota; Agaricomycetes; Boletales; Suillaceae
Product: histidine phosphatase superfamily
Exons: 9
Coding region: 1-1677 (558 amino acids)
Molecular function (GO): acid phosphatase activity
Source: RefSeq, a predicted model, not a curated record
AUGCUUGCCGCCGUUCUGCUGCUUGCUCUACCGUUCUGCACUGCCAAGUUGGCAUCCAGUUAUGCAGGAUCAACCCUUGUUGAUUCUUAUCCUCCCCCCGGUGCCACCAACGCCCCUGCUGUUAACGCUUACUACUUCCCGGAUGGAUCUCAAGUCGGUUAUGCAGGUCCAACACCUACUGGUGCUGAACCUGCGGCCAUUGUCACUGCCAUUCCGUUCUCUAAGGUCGAAAACGCAUAUCCCUUGUCAAGGCCCAAUUCCGCAGACGGCGCAAAUCCCAAUUUCAAUGUGAUGCGUCAAUGGGGAAACUUGGCUCCUAUGUACUCCGUGGAGUCCUUUGGCCUUCCUGAUGCAUCCCCCAUCAUCCCAGAAGGGUGUGGCCUCAACGCAGUCCAUCUCUUAAUGCGCCAUGGCGCUCGCUAUCCAACCUCUGACUCCGGAUCUUCUCACUUUGCCUCUAAAAUUCAUGCUGCUGCAUCGAAAGAAGGCUUCAAUGUCACUGGCGAUCUGAAAUUCUUGGCAACCUGGAAAUAUAAGUUGGGCGCAGAGAUCUUGACGCCCUUCGGCCGCGACUCGCUCUUUAGCAAUGGGGUUGCCUUCCGCUACAGAUACGGCAAUUUGCUUAAUGCCUUCACGGACCUCCCAGUAUUCCGUACCACUUCCGAAGAUCGCAUGUUGGAUUCUGCCCUGAACUUUGCUGCAGGCUUUUUUGGUAUCAGAACUUACGAGACCGACUAUCACCAGGAGAUCAUCAUCGAGGAAAAUAACUUCAACAACACCCUCGCUCCUUAUGAUGUAUGCCCCAAUGUCAAUACGGAGGAUGUCGGCAACUUCGGUGGCAUUCAGUCUAAGAAAUGGGCGGAUAUCUAUCUCAAACAUGCUCGGAAGCGCUUGCAACCAAUGAUUCAAGGAUUUAAUUUGACCACCUCACGAUUGGUUGAUAUGCAAGAACUCUGUGCUUAUGAGGUAAUCGCAUCAUUUACACGGUCUUCAUGGAUUUCUGACAUACGGCAGACGGUGGCCCUCGGAUAUUCCAAGUUUUGUGGCCUUUUCACUGAGAAAGAGUGGGAAGGGUACGAGUAUUACGUCGAUCUUAAUUUCUGGUACAGCAGUGGACCAGGUAAUCCAACAGCAGCAGCGCAGGGCCUUGGCUAUGUUCAAGAACUAGUGUCGCGCCUCACUCACACUCCCAUCAAUGUCUGGAACAGUAGCACCAACGGCACUCUCAACUCAAACAACAUCACAUUCCCUCUUAAUCAACCUAUAUAUGUGGACGCUACCCAUGACACUGUCAUUUCCAGUAUCGUCACCACUCUGAACUUUACCAGUCUAGCUGCAACUGGUCCUCUUCCAACCGAUCAUAUACCCCCUCACCGUUCACAUCAGUCAUACAUUGCCAGCCAGAUUGCAUCCUUUUCGAGCCAGCUUGUAGCGCAGGUACUCAGUUGCCCAGCCUCAGAAGAGCCAACUCAUAUCCGGUUCCUUCUGAACGAUGGUGUGGUGCCACUGACGGGCAUUUGUGGUUGCACGGAAGAUCCGAACGGUCUCUGCGCACUGCCUAGUUUCAUCAGUGCGAUGCAUGAACGAAUUGGGCAGAUCGACUAUGCGCACGAUUGCUUCGUCAACUAUACCAUGCCCGAUCCCGACAACAUCAUCGAUGGAAGAUACCCUAGUUGA